Molecule: messenger RNA, 4429 nt
Organism: Haemorhous mexicanus (house finch)
Lineage: Eukaryota; Metazoa; Chordata; Aves; Passeriformes; Fringillidae
Gene: XYLT2
Product: xylosyltransferase 2
Exons: 11
Coding region: 24-2618 (864 amino acids)
Biological process (GO): chondroitin sulfate proteoglycan biosynthetic process; heparan sulfate proteoglycan biosynthetic process
Cellular component (GO): membrane
Molecular function (GO): protein xylosyltransferase activity
Source: RefSeq, a predicted model, not a curated record
CUGUCGCGGCGGCGCGGCGGGCCAUGGUGGCCGGCGGGGCGAUGGUGGCCGGCGGACGGGCGCGGAAGCUAGUGCGGCGCUAUCGGCUGGCGGCCGCCACGGCUCUCGCCAUCCUCCUGCUCCAGGGGCUCGUCCUCUGGAGCUCCGCCGGCCUCGAUGAGGAGGGCCUGGCCGAGGAGCGGCAGAAAAAAGCUGGGUUUCCCGAGAGCAGCGAUGGCUCCAAGGACUCGGACAGCUCUGCUGGGCACCGGAGCAGCGCCAGCCGCAAGCAUGGCCGAUGGCGGGGCCGGCUGGACAGCCCCGGGGCCAUGGUGUCCAAGGUGGUGAGAGCCAUCACGGCCAGGCACAAACCAGGAUGGAGGCUGCCGGCCAUGCUGGAUUCCUCCAGCCACAGGAACCUGACAGAGCUGCGUGGGGAGGCCCAGCUGGCCAUCUUCCAGCAGGGUGACACAGGCAGCGUGGAGGGGGCUCCCCAGCCCACUGAGAACAGUUUCACCCCCAAGUGUGAAAUCACGGGCAAAGAUGCCCUGUCAGCGCUGGCCCGGGCCAGCAGCAAACAGUGCCAACAGGAGAUUGCCAACGUGGUGUGUCUGCACCGGGCUGGCAGCCUCAUGCCCCAGUCUGUGCCUCGCCACUGCCAGCUCUCAGGCAAGGUCAGCCCUGUGAUCCAGUGGGACGAAGGCCGGCUGCAGCAGGGUCCUCCCAGCAAACCUGUGCGCAUUGCCUACAUGCUGGUGGUGCAUGGCAGGGCCAUCCGCCAGCUGAAGCGGCUCAUCAAGGCCGUAUACCACCAGCAGCACUUCUUCUACAUCCACGUUGACAAGCGCUCCAACUACCUCCAUCGCGAGGCUGUGGAGCUGGCCCGGCACUACCCCAACAUCCGUGUGACACCCUGGCGCAUGGUGACCAUUUGGGGAGGUGCCAGUUUGCUGAAGAUGUACCUGCGUAGCAUGAAGGACCUGCUGGAACUGUCUGAGUGGCCCUGGGACUUCUUCAUCAAUCUGAGUGCCACUGAUUACCCCACAAGGACCAAUGAUGAACUGGUGAUGUUCCUGUCCAAAUACCGAGAUAAGAACUUCCUGAAGUCACAUGGCCGAGACAACGCCAGGUUUAUCAAGAAGCAGGGCCUGGACCGCUUGUUCCAUGAGUGUGACUCCCACAUGUGGCGGCUGGGCGAACGCCACAUCCCCGAGGGCAUCGUGGUGGACGGGGGCUCUGACUGGUUCUCGCUGACACGCAGCUUUGUGGAAUAUGUGGUCUAUGCUGAGGACCAGCUGGUGUCCCAGCUGCGCCAGUUCUACACCUACACACUCCUGCCAGCUGAGUCCUUCUUCCACACGGUCCUGGAGAACAGCCACGCCUGUGAGACGCUGGUCGAUAACAACCUCCGAGUGACCAACUGGAACCGGAAGCUGGGCUGUAAGUGCCAAUAUAAACACAUAGUCGACUGGUGCGGGUGCUCCCCAAAUGACUUCAAACCCCAGGACUUCCUUCGGCUACAGCAACUCUCCAGACCCACCUUCUUUGCCCGCAAGUUUGAGUCAACGGUGAAUCAGGAGGUGCUGGAGAUCCUGGACACUCACCUCUAUGGCAGCUACCCCGCCAACACCCCGGCCCUCAAGGCCUACUGGGAAAAUGUCUAUGACCGUGUUGAUGGGCUCAGCGGUCUCACCGAUGUCACCCUCACCUUCUAUACAGCCUUCUCCAGGCUGGGGCUCCACAAAGCCUCAUCCACACCAGCAGCCAAGGCUGACAAACUCUGCAGAUUUGAGCCUCGAGGCUUCCCCUCCAGUGUACACUUAUAUUUCUAUGACGACCGUUUCCAGGGUUACCUGGUGAUGCAGGAAGUACAAAAUUUGGCAACUGGUCAGACAGAAUCCUUGGAGGUGUGGAUGAUGCCCCAAGGAGCUCUGAAGCUGUCCAGUCAUGGAGGGCAGGCAAACCGCUUGCAAAACCUAGAGGUGGGCACAGAGUGGGACCCCAAGGAAAGACUCUUCCGCAAUUUUGGAGGCUUGAUGGGGCCUUUUGAUGAACCGGUGGCUAUGCAGAAGUGGUCACGGGGCCCCAACCUGACGGCCACGGUGGUGUGGAUUGACCCCACCUCUGUCAUUGCUGCCUCCUACGACAUCACGGUGGAUGCUGAGGCAGAGUUCACCCAGUACAAGCCCCCCCUCAACCACCCCCUGCGCCCUGGCAUCUGGACCAUCCGCCUCCUCCAGUUCUGGGAGCCUCUGGGGGAGAACCAGUUCCUGGUGGUGCCUCAGACCUUCAAUCGCAAGCAGCCUCUCAGGAAAGACGACAGCAACUGGCUGCAUGGUGGCCCCCCCCACAAUGAGUACAUGGACCAGAACUUCCAGGGCCUGGGCGGGAUCCUCAACCUGCCGCGCUCCAAGGUGGUAGAGGAGGAUGCAGUGCAGAAGGCACGGCUGACGGGCAAGGAGCUGGAGGACUGGGUGGAUGCUGCCAUCGGCGCCUUCUGGUCCGCAGCUAAUGUCUGUGUCAGCAGCCCCUCUGCCUGCACUUCCCUGGAGACCUGCAGCAAAACCUCCUGGAGCUCCCUCUCCCCAGACCCCAAAUCAGAACUGGGGCCUGUCAAACCUGACGGGCGGCUGAGGUAGCAGGAGCAGCCAGAGGGGGCAGCCUUGGGAGCAGGGAGCAUCCUCCGUUUCUGAUUUGGGGGCUCUCUCUGGACCACAUCACCCUGUGCCAUUUGCACUGUAGUCACUCAAGGAAGAGAAAAUGGGAACCUCCAGACAGGGGAAAACCUUCUCCUGUGGAGUAUUUUGGGAGGAGGGAGAGGCAUGAGGUGGGUCUUACCCAUCUCUGCAGGAAUGAGCCCUUGCUGGCCAGGGAGAGUGUGCUGGAGUGCCCAUCCCUGUGGGGGCAUGGCAGGCACCUGGGAAAAGCUGUGUGUUUGUUACUCCACGCCUUGGAGCAUCAGGAAAGGGUGAUGUGGGAGGGAGGGAUUGCUGGUGAGUGGGCACGCUCUUGACCAGCUCAGCAUCCUGCCCAGCUGCAGACUAGAACUUGGCAGGAUGGGCCCUUGUUGCUGGCUGCUGCCCUGGUGGGCUGAUGAGGGAUUAGGGAUAGGGAGAAGCAGAAUGAGUCAAAACCUGCCGUGUGCACAGAGCUGCUGCUGGCUUAGGGUUUACAUCUCAUCCUUUCCACCACAGCCCUUUAGUUUGUAUUUUUAUAAAUAUAUAUAUAGAAAUAUAUGAUGCAAAGUGCAAUAGAGACGAGACCCCGCAUUGGUCGGGAAGUCCCUGUGUCUCCAUUUCCCCUCAGACUGUAACAUACCUUGUUCCCUUGGGUGUCCUGGUGCUACAGGAUAGGGUUCUGGGUCGUUUACAUCCUUUUUUAUUAUUAUUAUUGUUAUUGUUUUGCUGUUUGCCCAUUUCCUGCUGAGGGCUGCUGGGGACCUGUAACCUGUUGGCCUUGAGGCAGGGCUGCCCCCAGAUUGUGGGGCAGCUGCCCAACUGUGCCAAAUGUCUGGAACCCUGGUGUGUUGUGCAGCAGUGAGCAGGGAGUGCUCAGUGUGUGGUUCAGGUCUGACAAGCUGUGCUGUAGACCCUGCCACUUCUGUAUCCACUUCAGCAAAAGGACGCCCUGAUCCCCUGCCAAAAUAUCAUCCACAGGGCCGAUGUCCUGCUGCGGAUGAGCCGUGCCUGGAGGGCUGCCCUGUGCCACAGCUCCUUGACCCGACUUUUUCUCUUCUCCCAUGUUGGCAGAAGCUUUCGGGACCCACUGUGCUUCCCUGGGCAAAAAGCAAAGCAGCGAGAUGAGGUCCGGCCAGCCCCAUCCUCCCUCUGCUGUUUCUGCUUCCCACUGCUCCAGAAGGAAUAGGCGCCACCUCCUCUUGGGAAGGGUUGCAGUGAAGCAUCCCCCUUCCCUGCAGUGCCUGCAGGAUGUCCUUGGGGUUUGCCUCUAAUGUUCUUCUCUCCAAGACUGAUGCUGCCCGGAGAAGUCUGGGUUUGGUUUCAUCCUGGGAAGACACUUCACAGCUGGGGACAAUUUGGAGCCCAUCUGGUCCAACCCUCUGUUCAAAGCAGGGUCCAGGAGCUGGUGGGGUUUUGCUGUCUCCAUGGAUCCUAACUUUUCUCCCCUGCCAUCCUAACUUUUCUCCAAUGUCCCAGCUCUCUCUGCCCAGCAGGUCUGACACUCCCAGUCUCCAAAUCUGAGGAUGUGGGUGUUGCAAGGUGUGUACUGUAAAAUGGAGGGGACUGAGACCUCUGUGUGUGAGGGCAAGUACCUGCUGGCACUCAGCCCCUCUGUCCUGUACCCACUUCUGCCUGGGGCGCUUUGGGGCAGUGGAGGAAUGUGGGGGGAGGAAGGCCACACACUGGAGGAUGCCAAAACUGUGUGUCAGAACCAUUAUGUAAAGUUGUCUUAAAUAUGCAACAUUACCACAAAUAACAUCUCUAUCUCUACA